AUGACAAAGCAAACACGUCCCAGUCCAUAUCCGCACAGCCACCCGUAAGUGCCACUCCUCCGUCGCGAACCACCACUAGUACUACCACCAACCACCAAAACCACCUUUUACAGCCACGACAAUAAACAAUGCUAACUCAUCUCCUCCAAAAACUAACCCAUAAACCACCCACCCCCACGAUCCUCCUGCGCCAUAAAACCACAUCAUCCGAAUACGUAUCCUCAAGAAACCGUGACCCCACUUUCGAAAAACUAAUGGACAUAUACAAAAACCUCUUUAAAGUCAUCUCAAUUCAAGACCUCAUCCUCGGUACCACAACCAACACUAACGCCGUCUCCAUCGACUUCCUCAACCGCUUAUCCCAACGCCUUCAUCUUAACAAUGAUUUUCUCCGUAAAUACCCACACAUUUUCCAUCACCCCACUAAACUAAAACCUUAUUCUACACUCACACAAACUGCACUUAAUAUCACUCAUCAAGAAGCUGCAGCAAUUAAUGCUGAUUUGCAAGUUGUGGCUAACCGGUUGGUUCGUUUGUUGUCGAUGUCGUUGACUAAAGAAUUGCCCCUUAGAGCUAUUUUCAAGGUUUUUAGGGAACUUGGUUUGCCUGAUGAUUUUGAGGAUAGUGUAAUCUUGAAAAAAUCUAUUCUUUUUGCGCUUUUUGAUAGCGGGAAUGAACCGAACACUCAUGUGUUGAAACUUGUUGAAGAUGUAGAGAAGGGGGAGUUAGUUGCAGCUGUUGAUGAUUGGAGAGUAAUAGAAUGUUGUAAAGAGGAUUGUGGGGUUGAUAAAUAA
Molecule: messenger RNA, 794 nt
Organism: Lycium barbarum (goji berry)
Lineage: Eukaryota; Viridiplantae; Streptophyta; Magnoliopsida; Solanales; Solanaceae
Exons: 1
Coding region: 129-794 (221 amino acids)
Molecular function (GO): RNA binding
Source: RefSeq, a predicted model, not a curated record